Penicillium longicatenatum is the source of this 1320-nucleotide messenger RNA. RefSeq names its product MCT family MFS transporter. Gene Ontology annotation, biological process: transmembrane transport. Gene Ontology annotation, molecular function: transmembrane transporter activity. Lineage: Eukaryota; Fungi; Ascomycota; Eurotiomycetes; Eurotiales; Aspergillaceae. The transcript is spliced from 2 exons. Gene Ontology annotation, cellular component: fungal-type vacuole membrane. The record is from RefSeq and is a predicted model, not a curated record. The coding region runs from base 1 to 1320 and encodes 439 amino acids.
AUGGGUUCGACUAAUCUGGAAGUAGAGCAAAAGGUCCUCGCCGAUGCUCCUGUGGCCGCAGACGAGGAAAAUAUAAACGGCUCUGCGACUGAGUCACCGACUGAGACUCCGAAAGAUGAGUUCAAAUUCGACCAGGGCCUUGUCGCAUGGCUCCAGGUCCUUGGGUCCUUCUUCCUCUUCUUUAAUUCAUGGGGUGUGAUUAACACAUGGGGUGCUUAUCAAACAUACUAUGAAUCGAAUAUACUUUCCGGAACAUCGUCGUCUACCAUUGCCUGGAUUGGCUCUCUCCAGUCGUUCCUUCUGAUGCUCGUCGGAGUCAUCACCGGCCCACUGUUCGAUGCGGGCUAUUUCCGAGUAUUAAUCGGUGGCGCCAAUAUCAUGCUUCCCUUUGGUCUCAUGAUGACCAGUCUUGCCACCAAAUACUGGCAAUUAAUUCUUGCACAAGGUGUUGUCGUUGGUAUUGCAGCAGGAUGUCUGUUCGUGCCAUCGGUGGCCCUCUUACCGCAGUAUUUUCGAGAAAAGAGAGGUUUCGCCAACGGCCUGGCCGCCAGCGGUAGCAGUAUUGGCGGUGUCGUAUACCCCAUCAUGUUCGACCAGUUGGAAAAGAAGGUUGGCUUUGCUUGGGCCACCCGGGCCAUCGGUUUUCUCACUUUUGGAACCAUUUUCAUCUCGUUCAGCAUCAUGCGCAUUCGUAUUCCACCCAGAGAGAAGCGCAAGCUGUACCAGCUUUCCGCUUUCAAAGAUCCGGGUUACUGCAUCUUCUGUGCCGCCAUGUUCCUGGGCUUCCUCGGAUUCUACAACUUCCUCUUCUACGUCCAGUCUUACGCCAUUGACACAGGUAUCGUGGAUGAAAACCUAGGAUUUUAUCUACUGUCCAUGCUGAACGCAGCCUCAACCUUUGGCCGUAUUGGACCGAAUUUCAUUGCUGACCAUACUGGUCCACUGAACAUGCUCACCCCGGCGGUGACCAUCACUUCAAUCCUGGCCUUUGUUUGGAUCCGCGUACACACGGUUCCCGGUAUCAUCAUCCUUUCCGUCUUUUAUGGUUUCUUCUCUGGUGGAUUUGUGUCGAUGCCCCCGGUUGUCAUGGCGUAUAUGACUCCUGAUGUGCGUGAUCUCGGCACUCGUCUUGGUCAAGUCUUUGCCGUUACCUCGAUCGGUCUACUGAUCGGUACUCCCAUUGGUGGCGCUAUUCUUAGCAGCACUGGUGGUUACCUCGGCGUGCAGCUCUUUACAGCCUGCUGCCUUAUUUCCUCUGCGGUCCUUAUGGCGACCCUGAGAUUGGUGCGGUCAGGCCCACACUUGAUUGCCAAGACUUGA